AUGUUAAUAUGGGCGGUGAGUGGCCAAGGAAAAGAUGGGCGGGGAAAUGCCUUGUAAACUAACACAGUCAAAUCCUACUACUGAGCAGAGCAAUUUUUGAGCUGAAGAAAUGCUUAUUUUAGAUGUAUUUUGGGCUUCAAUGUUCUAUUUAUUUUUUCUCUCUCUCUCAGCUCUUAGUACAAAGGAACUAUUUAAGGAACAGUUAUUGUGUAAAUCUUCAGCAGCAGAAGUAUGGCUUCAACCAUGUGCUCUUACUACGCAGGGUGCAGUUAAGGAACAAUUGUUGUGUAAAUCUUCAGUAGCAGAAGUUUGGCUUCAACUAUGUGAUGGACAAAAAGACCUUAAAAUCACCAUGGAAGCUUGUGAUUUUAACAGACUGCCUUAUGUUACAGUUGAAUGGAUUCCAAGGAUGGAUUUGUACCAGUUGUAUGGGGAAUUUGUUGUCUGGUAUCAAUUUUCAAAAUAUUCUGAAUUUAGUAAGGAAUUCUGUAGUGGAACUGAUGAUGCGUUUUCAACUUGUGGAACACUCAAAGGAGAGACGACAACCUUCAAUAUCACUGGAUACGACCCCAUACCCUAUUUGUAUAAGAUAAAGAAGAGCUCUCUUGAGGAAAAUCCACUGUCUGCUAAGAGGAGACCUCCAGACAAUUCCUUUUAUGUAAAAACCUGCAACAAAAAUCCAAAGAAAACCAAAUGGUGGUAUCAUGAUGACCUGUUGAUGCCACUGUUGCAGUUCCUUAGCAGAAGAUAGUCCUACUGAGUAAACAAGCUCUUUGAUCCUUCAAGUCUUUGAACUUAAAUAUUUGACUAGGGGUGAUUCAAAAACAAUGAAGACUACUUCCUUUUAACUGCAUUUUUACAAGUGUGCAUUGCGAGCGCAUGUUGAAAGCUGCUUCAGCCCCAUGCAGCGGACAUGCUCUGUAGUCAUACUGGAUUAAUGCAGGCGUCAGGAUGAAAAUUCCAUUUUUUUUCUCUCAUGCUUUUCAGGAUUCCACAGGUCCUCAUGUAUUGUGCAAUAAUGAUGAUAAAUGCAUGAUAGGGCCUCAUGGAGAUGUUUACCAAAAGCUUGGGAAAUGGAGAACCCCCUUCCUUCGUUGCAUUGCCACCCAUGAUAUCUGGAUACUAUGCACUGUGAUUAUGGCGGCACAUGCUUGACUGACGACCGUUAAACAGGAUCUUUGGCUAUUUAUUAAAAUGUUUCCUUUAUGUCUGUUUGACAGAUGUUUUCCGGUGAUUGUAAUGAGCAGGUACUAUAUCUCAUGCCUAUGUGAGAAUAUAAAAAUGUUGUAAAUAGCUAUUGUUAGAGCUAGCGUAUAGAGAAUGAGAAAUGGUAGGGGUUAAAGGAAUUGUUCAGUAUAAAAAUAAAAACUGGGUAAAUAGGCUGUGCAAAAUAAAUACGUUUCUAAUGUAGUUAGCCAAAAAUGUAAUGUAUAAUGGCUGGGGUGACUGAUGUAUAACGGAACAGUACUUCCUGCUUUACAGCUCUCUUGCUUUCCACUGAUUGGUUACCAGUCAGUAACCAAUCAGUGAC
This is a messenger RNA of Xenopus laevis (African clawed frog), 1531 nucleotides long. RefSeq lists its product as uncharacterized. Lineage: Eukaryota; Metazoa; Chordata; Amphibia; Anura; Pipidae. The record is from RefSeq and is a predicted model, not a curated record. The transcript is spliced from 8 exons. Bases 110 to 751 code for a protein of 213 amino acids.